CCCCACCAACAAACAUAAAAAAACAUCCACCCAAGCCACCCUUGUUAUUUCUUGCAUUCACACAUUCAUAUUCAUAUAUACAUUAUAUAUAUCAACCAUUCAGUUUUGAGAUAAUUUAAUUUAAGUGGAGAGCAAGAUGAACAUGGAAGAUGGUUUGAAUCUAACUUUGGGAUUGCCUGGAAGAGACGAAUCCAAUAAAGAAUCAUGCUUCAAAAACAACAACAAACGAUGUCAGCCUGAAACCAACAAGGAUAGCCACUCUGAAGCCAAAGAGACUGACAUGGAAACAGCACCUGCUACCAAAUCACAAGUGGUGGGAUGGCCGCCGGUGAGGAACUACCGAAAAAACAACUUCCAACAGAAAAAGAGCGAAUCCGAAAGUGGGAUGUAUGUGAAAGUAAGCAUGGAUGGUGCACCCUAUCUUAGGAAGAUUGAUUUAAAGGUCUAUAAAGGAUACUCAGACCUCCUAAAAGCCUUGGAGUACAUGUUCAAACUCACAGUUGGUUUGUAUUCUGAGAGAGAUGGCUGUAAGUAUGCACCUACUUAUGAAGACAAAGAUGGUGAUUGGAUGCUUGUUGGAGAUGUUCCCUGGGAGAUGUUUAUGUUAUCUUGCAAGAGAAUGAGAAUUAUGAAAGGAUCAGAAGCAAAAGGAUGAAGGUGACCAAAGAUGAUAUCUCAUGGAGUGGAAGACAAGAUGGGUCUUUCAGCUUGAGUUCUCCAAGAACUAUUUUCGUAUUUUGAAGAUGUCCCUUCUAUUAAUAAACUUUGAUAGGAGAAGUUCAGAAAAGAAUAAAAAAAAUAUUCAUAUGAUUUACUGAUAUGUAUAAAUCAGUUGAUCAUAGUAUGAUCAUAUAAUUUUGUAUCUGUAAAUAUUUGGCAGGAAUAUCAGUGAUAUUUUUUAUGUUUUCUA
Messenger RNA from Helianthus annuus (common sunflower), 910 nucleotides. Its product is annotated as auxin-responsive protein IAA3. Gene Ontology annotation, molecular function: protein binding. Gene Ontology annotation, cellular component: nucleus. The record is from RefSeq and is a predicted model, not a curated record. Lineage: Eukaryota; Viridiplantae; Streptophyta; Magnoliopsida; Asterales; Asteraceae. The transcript is spliced from 3 exons. Gene Ontology annotation, biological process: regulation of DNA-templated transcription. Bases 137 to 655 code for a protein of 172 amino acids.